Molecule: messenger RNA, 2742 nt
Organism: Copidosoma floridanum
Lineage: Eukaryota; Metazoa; Arthropoda; Insecta; Hymenoptera; Encyrtidae
Gene: morgue
Product: modifier of rpr and grim, ubiquitously expressed
Molecular function (GO): protein binding
Source: RefSeq, a predicted model, not a curated record
CAGAACAGAGAGCACAUUUAUUUGAGAGAGAGAGAGUGAGAAUUUUUAUCUAAUCGUGCCCUUCACCCUCGUCUCACCCUGUCGUCAUUCACCAUUUCAUCAACCUGUUGUUGUUGUUGUUGUUGUUUUUUUUUCAUUGUCGGUAAAGAAUUUAAGUAAUGUUGACUUUGAGUCGUUGACAGGUGCAAGGUGCAAGUCAAAAUAAAAAACACGAGUUAGCACUCGGUUCAGAUUGAUAUAUAUUUAUAAUAUUACGUAUACACACGCGUAUUAUUUGAUCUGUGGAUGGAGCAACAACAGCAGCAGCUUUCUGUCAACAUGGCUGGAGAUAAAAUUUGCUGUGCCUACGUCGAGGUAGGAAAUGGCGAGAACUCGGAUUUGAAGGAAGAGGAAGCAAAGGAGGAGGAGGCUACCUCUGCGGAAUUUGAGUUCUCGACAAAUGCGUGCUACAUUUGCAACGGGUUCUAUGGGCCGUGCUUUGGAGAACCCGUUUGUCACGUGUGCCACGAUUUUUUGUUCCCCGACGACACUGGACUUCUUCAGGCUCAAAUAUGCAGCGAAAAGACAGAUGAUGAGGACUCUGGGAACGAUGAGCCUGUCGACAUGUAUUACAACACCGAGAGGAGAGCCAGUCAAACUGAUAACAAUUCGUCACAAGAUUCAACUCCCCUUGUGUCCAGCCCGUCCGACAAUGAUGAAAAUGAUCAAAAUCAACCACCAUUUUUUCAACCUAUGUACAAUCAUCAGCCAGCAGAACAGAAUAAUAUACCAAUAAAUAACGGAGAUGUGGUUCAUCAGGAAGAACUCAACAUUGACAAUCCCCAGCAGAAUCCUAAUCACAAUCACAACGAGUUGCACUUGGAUUUUAAUAAUCUUCAAAUACGACAGGAUGUGGAAAAUAAUCCUCAGCAUGAUGUUCUUGAGGAAGAUUUUCAGAGUCCUGAAGAAGAUUCGGUGCCAGCUGAAGAGUCUGAACCUGAGCAGGAAUUCCCGGUACUAUUUCAGCCAGUGAAAAAUGGUGAAAGGUACGCUGAUAAAGGAGAACCGUCGAGACCUUGGAAUUUAUCAAAAAGACUCGAUUUAUUGACAAACUACAGACACGUUGAGCACGUAUCCGCUGGGGAACCGGAAAUAGUCAAUAGGCUACCACCAGAAGUUCUCUUGGCAGUAUUUUCUCAUUUGGAUGAUUUGAGCCUUUGGAGUGUAGCAAACGUAUGUAGAAGAUGGUGCAAUUUAUUAUCUAGCCACGUCACAUCCGAAAUGUGGGAAAAGCAUGUAAAGUUAAGGUGGCCCUUGUUUAAAAAAAUAAAUGGUACUGUAAAUAAUUGGUAUAAAGUAUACGACAGACUUGCAUCUUCUGCUCCGUGCAAGACUUGCUUGUCACAAACGUCUUUGUAUCGCACACGGUCUCUCAGAGUAGAGGAAAAUUCUUGGAGGAGACAUAGAUUACGCAUUGAACUCAAGGGUUUAAGAAGUGAUCCUCCAGAUGGGAUUGAAGCAGCGCCUCUCGAUCAAAUGUGCUGUCACUGGCAAGCCACAAUCACCGGACCUUCUGGCAGCCCGUACGAAGGAGGGUUAUUUUAUCUUUAUCUCCAAGUACCUCAGAGUUAUCCAAUGAGGCCACCUGUCGUAAGAUUUUUAACUAAAAUACUUCAUCCUAAUGUGUCAAGGCAUGGAGAUGUAGGCAUCGAUUCUAUUCAUCAUAAUUGGUCAUUAGCCUUGACAAUAUCUAAAGUUCUAAUCAGUGUUCAAAGCUUACUUACGGAUCCAUAUUGUCAAGUUUGCAUGGAGCCAGAGUUGGGAGAUAUGUAUAUGAAUGACAGAGCUAGGUUUGAAAAAGUUGCUCGCGAAUGGACGUGGAAAUACGCUAUGCAUAGUGAUGCUGAACCCUCCUAGCUUAAGACAUUCUUAUUUAUAAGUAAAAAUUGUGAUGCGUAAUUAAGAGAUAAAAAUAUUUUAUCACGAAAACUAAUUUCCAAAAGAUUUAAAUGCAAAUAUAUAACAAAAUUUAAGCUUCGAAACUCUUAAUUUUAUCGUUGUCAAUAAUAACACAAAAUGUGCAAAGUCCUGUAAGAUCGGAAGAAAAAAAACCUGUAGUAGAGCGACAUGAUCAACUCCGUUAUCUAGGUGCUCCAAAAGAUGGAUGAAAGAUUUGUACCCCCAAAGCAGUAUUCUCUAUCAAAAUAACACAACUUUUUACAAACUAUGUGCUAGCAGUCAAAUGAAUAUCAACAUAAUUGAGUUCUUUAAACGGCUCAAUAUGAAUUAUGAACGCUCCAAGUCCGUCGGAAGUAUGGGUGCCAUUCAACAAUGGAAUUACAAAUGUGAGUUGCAAAGUUUUAUAUUAAGAUAUGUGAUUUGUCCGAAUCGACGGUGUAAUUCAUUAAGGUUUGAUAUAUGCAGUGCACGGAGCACUUAAUAUCCGAUUCGGAAACCUUCGUAGUAUAUGCGAAUCCAUACGUGGUGAAAAAAUCAAACACUUUAUGAAGGCUAAUCAGUUUUAAGACGUUGAACUUUGCACAUCAAGUGUCACUAGGUACGACUGAUACAUUUAUCACUAAAGCAAAAAGUGUAAUCGCAAUAUGAAAGUUUUUUUUCCAAUUUACACGUUAAACUUUGUUUUAUUACAGAAACGUUAUUUAAUGAAUCGAUUGAAACCAAUUCUCGUUUCAAACAAAAUUUUACACAUUUCCAUUUUCUACAUUUUUUCAUUUUUUCCAGUUUUUUCUUUUUUCUUACCUU